GCCGUGAUCUUGUGAGGAGCCCCUUCAUAGGCAGUGGAGAAGAUGGGGCUCAGCUCGCGCCUGCCCCUACUUCCCCAUCACCAUCAACCGUCCUCAGCGUUCAGUGGCUCUGUGUCUCCCUGUCCCCUGGAUUCCCAUCUGCUCUGGCAGCCGUUCCAGGCCUCUGGUGCCAUAGCUAGGGAGGUGGUGUCCCUCCCUCCUGGGGCGGGAGCAGCCUCCACCAUUUCCCACUGAGAGCAGCCCGCUGGCACAAACGCUGCCAUGGGAGCAACGUCAUCUGCCUGCUUCCAGAUUUCAGUUCUUCGUGAGGAUCUGCAUCCCACAGGCACUGGUAGGCUCUGGGGCUCAAAGCCUUUCAAAAGUUGGGGAUGCCUGGUGGUUUUUCUUACUGGUGGCCUCCGUUUGCCACACAAUUGGUCCAUCACUCUGUGUGGGAGGAAGGGGCGUGAUGAGAACGAGGGAGAGGAGGCAGACAGGCACCCACGCUCUGCUGCUGCUGUCCUCUCCUGGGGCUGGGGGCCUGCACCCCGGGAAUAGAGCUUCUUGCAUGUCUCUCUUGGUACUAAGACCUUAAUGUGGCCGUUACCCAGUCCUGCGCUUUGGUCCACUCAUUCUGGCCCAGAAGCAGCGCCAGGCUGUCUUCUCAGACUCUGAACCCCUUGGUGUCUCUCUACUGUUCUCUUCUGUGACCUAGGCCUCAGUUAAGGACUUGAGCACCCAGCUGCUGGAGAGAGAGUAUCUUUCGGGCAAACCUGCCAGCUGGAACCAAUGGGAAAUGGGGAUGGCAUCAGGGAGGCCAGUGCUCCUGAGCUCAGUAUGGGCGCAAAGUCCACAGUGGGCAACAGAAGUGGGGGGACUCUCAUAUUUUCAAAACCUGUGCUCUGAGGCACAAGGCAGAGAGCAUUUCCACCUUCUCCCAGGGGCAGGGUUAAGCAGCAGUGACUGUGGGUGGCAGAUAAUCGCUGGGUUCUGAUUAGAAAUCUUGAGGAAAAUGUUGGUAUCUGCCCAGACUCCAGCCCCAAGUGGCAGAGGGUGCUGGAGGCGGAGGAUAAGGAGGGAGAUGUCGUCUGCUGGCUGAUAAGCAGGCACAGCAGCUACUCAGAAAAGAUGGGAGAGGAGGCCAACGAUGACAAGAAGCCAACAACUAAAUUUGAACUCGAGAGAGAAACAGAACUUCGCUUUGAGGUGGAGGCAUCUCAGUCAGUUCAGUUGGAGUUGCUGGCUGGCAUGGCAGAAAUCUUUGGCACAGAGCUGACCCGAAACAAGAAAUUCACCUUUGAUGCUGGUGCCAAGGUGGCUGUUUUCACUUGGCACGGCUGUUCCCUUCAGCUCAGUGGUCGCACUGAGGUGGCUUACGUCUCCAAGGACACUCCUAUGUUACUUUAUCUCAACACUCAUACAGCCUUGGAGCAGAUGCGGAGGCAGGCAGAGAAGGAAGAAGAGCGAGGACCACGGGUGAUGGUAGUGGGCCCCACUGAUGUGGGCAAAUCCACAGUGUGCCGUCUACUGCUCAACUAUGCAGUGCGUUUGGGCCGCCGUCCUACCUACGUGGAGCUAGAUGUGGGUCAGGGCUCUGUAUCCAUCCCUGGUACCAUGGGAGCCCUCUACAUUGAGCGGCCGGCAGAUGUUGAAGAGGGAUUCUCUAUCCAGGCCCCUCUAGUGUAUCAUUUUGGCUCCACCACUCCUGGGACCAACAUCAAGCUUUAUAAUAAGAUUACUUCUCGUUUAGCAGACGUGUUCAAUCAAAGGUGUGAAGUGAACCGAAGGGCCUCUGUGAGUGGCUGUGUCAUUAAUACCUGUGGCUGGGUCAAGGGCUCUGGUUACCAGGCCCUGGUGCAUGCAGCCUCAGCCUUUGAGGUGGAUGUGGUUGUGGUUCUGGAUCAAGAACGACUGUACAAUGAGUUGAAGAGGGAUCUGCCUCACUUUGUCCGAACCGUGCUGCUCCCUAAAUCAGGGGGUGUUGUUGAGCGCUCCAAGGACUUCAGGCGGGAAUGUCGGGAUGAGCGUAUCCGUGAGUAUUUCUAUGGAUUCCGGGGCUGUUUCUAUCCCCAUGCCUUCAAUGUCAAGUUUUCAGAUGUGAAGAUCUACAAAGUUGGGGCACCCACCAUUCCAGACUCCUGUUUGCCUUUGGGCAUGUCUCAGGAGGACAAUCAGCUCAAGCUAGUACCUGUCACGCCUGGCCGAGAUAUGGUGCACCACCUCCUGAGUGUUAGUACUGCUGAGGGCACAGAGGAGAACCUUUCUGAGACAAGUGUGGCUGGCUUCAUUGUGGUGACCAGUGUGGACCUGGAGCAUCAGGUGUUUACAGUCCUCUCUCCAGCCCCCCGCCCACUGCCUAAAAACUUCCUUCUCAUCAUGGAUAUCCGGUUCAUGGAUCUUAAGUAGAGAUCAGCAGGGAGGCGGGGAGCCUUGCUGCCUAGGGCAUAGAGAUCUUUAGGCCAUCACCAAAGGCAGAUGGGUGAGGUAUAAGAAUCUAUUGAGGCCAGGCUGAUUAGUAAAUGCACUAACAGAAAGCAUGUAGUUGACCUCUUAAAACCUCCUCUAAUCUUGGGCCAAAAGGAAAACCAUGAGAAUAUAAUUGGUUUCUUAGCUCACCUAAAGUGCCACUUUUAAAGUCCCUAAAGAAUCCUGUUUCUUUCACUGUGCUACUGUGUGGACUGAUUUUUAGGAGGGAUUUUUAAAAUCACUUUUAUAUUCUGUAUAUAGUGUUUGUUACUUAUCCACAAUGAAAGAGAGAAUUAGAAGGACUCCUUCCAAUAAAGUUCAAACUUGGAAAAGAACAAAUAUUUUAAUAAAUAUUUUAUUUUUGCCAUAUCACAGAAGUUGGUAUA
Molecule: messenger RNA, 2831 nt
Organism: Manis pentadactyla (Chinese pangolin)
Lineage: Eukaryota; Metazoa; Chordata; Mammalia; Pholidota; Manidae
Gene: CLP1
Product: cleavage factor polyribonucleotide kinase subunit 1
Exons: 3
Coding region: 1108-2385 (425 amino acids)
Biological process (GO): tRNA splicing, via endonucleolytic cleavage and ligation
Cellular component (GO): mRNA cleavage factor complex; nucleus
Molecular function (GO): polynucleotide 5'-hydroxyl-kinase activity
Source: RefSeq, a predicted model, not a curated record